Molecule: messenger RNA, 486 nt
Organism: Volvox carteri f. nagariensis
Lineage: Eukaryota; Viridiplantae; Chlorophyta; Chlorophyceae; Chlamydomonadales; Volvocaceae
Exons: 6
Coding region: 1-486 (161 amino acids)
Source: RefSeq, a predicted model, not a curated record
AUGCAACAGGCCAUUGCACCAGAGGUGCUCAUGCGCUUCAGGUUGAGUUGUUGGGAACUGGAAGUUAACAGUGACAGUGACAGUGACAGUGACCGCACAGUCACAAAGCCUGCAGGUACGUGCGGCACGUUCAGGAUCGUUAUUCCUCUUAACCUCUCGAGCUCCCAACAGCCCGACCUAAAGCGCAUGAGGACCUGGUGCAAUCGCUGGGGGAGGGUGGUCUCCCUGCGCGCGAGCCACCCAGGAAUCCCUCAGGAUGCUUCUCACGCGCAGCUUGAAGGCAAUGAAACGUCGCCACCAUUUCAUCCCCACGCAAAUCGGCCGGAGAGGCUUACAACCAGGUUGCCGAGUGUUGCGAGGCAGGCCACGCAUGUGUGCAUAUCAAAGGCUAGUAGCAGUAGCUCCCAGCGGAUGAACGUCACUUCCCGGUCACAAUCACACAAAGCAGCAGCAGGAUGCAAAGCGGUGGCCGAAUUCUUAUCUUAG